GAGGCAUUCACCUACCACAGGAUAUGUUCUAGAGAUGGACGUUGGCAAUCGUCUACCCCAUCGUUGAUAUCUACCUUUGGCCAACUGCGUCAAAGCUAUGACCUGAUUCGAAAAGUCCAAACACGCACACGACAGAGAACGGCCUCCUUUGGCAAGAUGGCCGCGACGGUGUUCACCCAGGCUGAGCUUAUCAGCUCGCUCUCUCAAGAUGAUAUUCCCAUCAAACUGCGUUGCGCAAUAUGCAGCAAACUGGCAAUGAAUGCAUUUCGCCUGCCAUGUUGCGAGCAAGCAAUCUGCGAGGAUUGCCAAUCCUCCCUCCCAUCGUCUUGCCCGGUCUGCGAACAUACGCCAGUAGCUGCAGAGGACUGCAAACCUCACAAAUCACUCCGAACUACAAUUAAGGUGUUCUUAAGGACGGAAGAAAAGAAGAGAGUCGCGCUGCAAGCAAAAGCAAUCAAGGAUACACCUCCAAUCACACCAGUCGAAGAUGCUCCAGCUCCAGUCACAGCGCCCGAGGAGCCAAUUUCAGAGGCUCCGGCUGAAGAUACGGCCGAGGAAUCACUACCUAUAACGGACCAGGCGCCGGUGUCUGAACAAGACGGGACUGCUGAUGGAACACCUGUUACGAAUGGCGAAGCUGUGAAUGAAGACCAGAAAGAUAUCCUACAACAAUCAAUUGAGGAAAUCGCGCCCGGCCAAGAACAUACAGGAGAAGAUACAACUGCUGGAGAGGUCGCGACCGACGCGAACGAGGCCACGCACGAAGGGGAAAAGGACGCCAAUGGUGACGCUGCAGGGGCGGGGAUGCCUGGCAUGACAGGUGGAUUUAACGCGGCGAUGGGCGGUUUCCCAAACAUGACCGGCGACAUGAACCAAAUGCAGAUGCAAAUGGCGAUGGCUAUGCAGAAUGGAAUGGGAGCCAAUGCGUUUGGCGGAUUUCCAAUGAUGGGAAUGCCUGGAAUGUCGAUGGAUCCAAUGGCGAUGCAGAACAUGUUUAUGAAUGGAGGAUUCGGGGGUAUGGGUAUGAACGGCAUGAAUAUGGGAAUGGGAGGCAUGGGAGGAUUCGAAGGCGUGGCAGGACAAGGCUUUGGAGGUGGUGGUGGAUGGGGCGGACAACAGUGGAAUAUGGGACAAAAUAAUUUCAAUCCAAAUGCUGCGCUUUCUGCGGGAAUGGGCCACAAUGACUAUGGCGCCCCUCAUAAGCCUGGAUACCCCUUCCAACAACACCAUGGUGCCGGUGCUGGCUAUAGCCAAGGUGGCUACGGCCGCAACCAGUACAAUGAGUAUGGCCACCACGGCGGCGGCGGCUUUGCUGGCCGUGGGAGAGGCAGAGGGCGUGGUGGCUACGGCCGCGGGGGCGGGUACGGACAUGGUGAGUACGCACAACACGGCAACUACCAAAAUAGCGUUGCGGGCCACGUGAGUGAAUCCGCUGCGCCCCAAGGACCCAAGGAGCAACAGAGUACUGAGCCCGCAUCUAAUGUUGACGAGUUUGGCCGUGAAAUCCGUACGCCGUCCGCCCUGGCAGAAACUGAAGUAACUGCCACAGACAAUGCGGAGACAAACGGCAUGACUGCCGAAGGCGACGCACAGGUUGCCACUAACCCCCUAACCACCCCCUCUGACGUCCUGGACACUGGCCCAAAGCCGAUCCAGACUCUGGAAGAGAUCGAGCAGGCGCAGUUUAUGAGCCAUGGCCAUGGAGGCGCGUAUGUAGCCCGAAGUAGCGCGUACGCGACUCAAGCGCCGCCGCCGUUGGCGGAUGUGCCGAUUAAUGCGCCCACAGGGCCGAAGGCCAUGCGCGAGGGGCUGCCGAACACGAGUAUCCUGCACCUGCGUGGGAGAGCGCCGUUUGGUGAGUCGAGGCGGGAGAGCGGAUCUUCUGCGGUGCCGGAGACGGAGAUGGAUGGCCGUGUGGAGUGGGAUGGUGAGGGAGCCGAGGGAGGAGAGGGAGUCCAGCCGCGUAACGCUUCGAAGUCAAGGUCCCGCUCGAGGUCGCCGAAACGUGAGAGGAGAGAACGACACCGUCGUCGGAGAGACGAGUCUACUUCUGAUGGCAGCAGAGAGCGGAGGCGAGAGAGGCGGCGUAGAGAGAGACGGCGCGAAGAGGGCGAGGGUGCUGGGGACGCCGGAGAGGAUGUCCUUGAAGACGAAGCGGAGGCAGAGGCCAGGCGCGAGCGCAGGGAGAGACGGAGGCGAGAGAGGGAUAGCGACCGUGACGGCGGGCGUGACCGAGACCGCGAUCGGGACUACAAUAGGGAGCGUGGCGAUCGGGAUAGAGAGAGGGAGAGGAAUCGAGAUGGGGGACGCGAGAAGGGUAGAGACCGUGAGCGAGACCGCGAGAGGGAUAGAGACCACAACCGCGACCGUGACCACGGCCACAAAUCCUCAUCACACAAGCACCGCUCGCGUUCACGCUCUCGCCGCCGCCGCCAACAUUCGCCCCCGGCGCAGAACGGGGAUGCCGCUGGGGAAGAUGGGUUUCGUCCACCGAUGGGGCCUCGCGCAAUGUCUGGGAAAGAGAACCACGUCGCUCCUGCUGCGAAGGAUCCGCAUACAGCUGAGAGGGAGGCGAGGGAUCGGGAGAGGCUUGUUCGGGAGGCACAGCGGAUGGCUGGGCUGGGAGGUGGUGGUGGAAGGAAGAGGGGUGUUGGAUCUGGGUCUGGUGGUGGGGAGGAGGGGGGGAGGAGGAAGAGGGGAAGGGGGGAGUGA
Pseudogymnoascus verrucosus is the source of this 2712-nucleotide messenger RNA. RefSeq lists its product as uncharacterized. The record is from RefSeq and is a predicted model, not a curated record. The transcript is spliced from 5 exons. NCBI's taxonomy places the organism in Eukaryota, Fungi, Ascomycota, Leotiomycetes, Thelebolales, Thelebolaceae. The coding region runs from base 157 to 2712 and encodes 851 amino acids.